This is a messenger RNA of Xenopus laevis (African clawed frog), 1520 nucleotides long. RefSeq names its product proteinase 3 S homeolog (gene prtn3.S). The record is from RefSeq and is a predicted model, not a curated record. The coding region runs from base 49 to 786 and encodes 245 amino acids. The transcript is spliced from 5 exons. Gene Ontology annotation, molecular function: hydrolase activity; serine-type peptidase activity; peptidase activity. Gene Ontology annotation, cellular component: cytoplasm; extracellular region; organelle. Gene Ontology annotation, biological process: proteolysis. Lineage: Eukaryota; Metazoa; Chordata; Amphibia; Anura; Pipidae.
CAACCUAUAAAAAGUGCUGAGCCUCUAGCAUACACACAUUAACAAAAGAUGGAACAUUUCCUGCUGGUUACUUUGGCACUUUUGUGGACGAGUCAAGUAAAUGGAGGUUCCAUGCAAACUCAAAUUGUGGGUGGCAGAGAGGCAUCCCCAAACUCUCAUCCCUACAUAGCUUCAUUACAGCUGAGAGGUCGGCAUUUCUGUGGGGGGUCUCUUAUUGCCCCACAGUUUCUCAUGACUGCUGCUCAUUGUAUGGAGAAUACUGCACCCAGUGUGGUGACAGUGGUGUUGGGGGCUCACUCCCUUCGUGAAAAUGAAGAAACCAAGCAAAGGUUUAGGGUGAACCAGGUCUUUGAAAAUGGCUUCAAUCCACUGACUUUGGAGAAUGACAUUGUCAUACUAAAACUUGAUCGACCUGUGUCUUUAAAUGGCAAAGUGCAGGUGGUGUCUCUGCCCAAUGCCAAUGAAGAUGUCCCUGCAGGGACUCAGUGUGUGACUGCUGGGUGGGGCCAACUUUCCACAGAAGGACGGAUACCCGACCGCCUUCAGGAACUUAAUGUCACCGUAACCAGCAGAAACCUGUGCCGCCCCAAUAACAUCUGUACAGGGGUCUUCAUGCAACGGGCUGGCAUCUGCUUUGGUGACUCUGGUGGCCCACUUGUGUGUAAUGGCGUGAUCCAGGGCAUAACUUCCUUCAUUAUCCGCACUUGUGGGAAUGGCAGGUCUCCCGAUUUCUUUUCAAGGGUUGCCCUUUUCCGGAGUUUCAUUGACAAUGCAAUUAACAGCUGAAUUAUGCACAGCCUUCUUUUCCACCAACAUUUUUCCUAGUCUACUAAAUAAUUCCUUAAUUACUGCAGAAAUAAGCAAAGUUUAAUGUUUCAGUUGUAGAAUUGCUUUGGACUUGCUAAUGGAAGAUGCUUGGGAGUUGUAAUUCUGCAAAAUUAUGAGCAUCAUUAUCAUUGGGUUUUCAUACCUUCUGUCUCCUCACUUUUAAUAACCUACCUUAUGCUUCAUGUAUUAGACUAUUAGGCACUUACCUAGUUCGAUAUCUGAGACGAACCUGUUAUUAUGUGUUGUCCAUAAGAUGAAUAUCCAUCUUACAGUGUAAACUAUAACCAAGAGCAGCCAUAGGGAACAGACAACUCAUAACAUUUUGUUAAACUACACCUCCCAGAAGUCCCUGGUGUUUUGGCAUUACGGAAAUAUUUUCACGUUUUCUACACAAUCUUCAGAGCGGCAGUUUCCUGUUAGUACAGAGGCCAUGGUCAGACUUGCUUUUUGGCAGCCACAGUGUACUAUGCCCACAUAAAUGGCAUACCUAAUGAGCAUGACAAUUGUAAUACCUACAACUUAUAAAGUAAGGGCAAUCAUUGACAAAUACUAAGUGGUCACAGCAAAAAUUAAAAUAUCCAAAAAGUCUGUGUUGUUUGUUUUAAAAUUUGAGUAAUUAACAAGCCAAAUAAUUCCAGAAAUGCCUGCCAAUCACAAAUCAGAUGCUAAUAAAUACUUUUGUGAAUGUGAAA